Molecule: messenger RNA, 39308 nt
Organism: Caenorhabditis auriculariae
Lineage: Eukaryota; Metazoa; Nematoda; Chromadorea; Rhabditida; Rhabditidae
Source: the annotation of a GenBank genome assembly
AUGCGUUGUUGGAUCUGGUGGGCCACGCUGGUGUGGCUUUUCCUGAGGAGUACGCGGGGUGACGUCAUCGUCGACGUCACCAAUUCGACGUCUUCUGAAUCGGAUCCGAGUCCUGACGUCGACAAGCCGAAGAACGCCGUCGAACUUGGUGGGGUGUCUGGAAAAUCGCUUAAGGGACAACUUGGGAGGCUUUUUGAUUGCCGUAGAGAUGAGAAAGUUUGAGUUUGAAAUGAGCAUUAUAGGGACCACUUGAAAAUCCCUUGAAGGAUCACUUGGGAGGCUUUUUGAUCAUUGUAGAGAUGAGAAAGUUAGAAUUGAAAGCUGAGCACUUUAGGGGUCACUUGAAGGUUUUAAGGAAGAUUUGUAAGCGAUUUUUGAGCAGAGAAUGAAGCAAUUUUUGUUUUUUUUUUUUUUGAAAUAGUGGAAAAUCCUUUAAGAGACCACUUAAGCAGAAGAAAACAAAGGUUUCUUCUUCUGGGACUUUUAAAAAUCCCUUAAGGGGCCGCUUGAGCAGCUUUUUGAUCCCUGUAGUAAAAGAAAGAUAAAAGGUCAGAGUUCAGAGCUGAGCACUGUAGGGACUACUUAAAGGUUCUAAAGUUGAUUUGUAAGAGGUUUGACCACUUUGAGCGGUGAAGGAAGGUUGUUUAGGUUUUUUUUUGGGCUCUCUGAAAUUCCCUCAAGGGGCUUCUUAAGCUCCUUUUCAUGACUGAAAAGAUGAGAAAGUUAAAGUUCAGAGCUGAGCUCUCUAGGGGCCACUUUGAAGGUGCGAAGUUAAAUUAUGAGCAUUCCAGCCAAUUUUAAGCGAAAGUUGGUAACUUAAGGGGUCACUUGGAGGUUCCAAAGUUGAUUUUUCAAAACUUUUACCUCCACUGAGCAGAAAAUGAAGGAUUUCUAGUUUUUUUUUAUGAUUGUUCUUCGAAACACCCUUAAGGGGCCCCUUUAGAGGUUUUUUAAUCACUGGGGAACAUGAAAGAUGUCUACGUUAGAGUAGGAAGCUGAGCGCUUUAACGGGUUCUUGGAGGUUGGAUUUUUGAACAGUUUGACCACUUUUGAGCACGCUUGGAAAAGAAAAUUUUGUUGGAAAUGAAGAUGGGAGAUGAAGGAGAUCACUGCAGGGACCACUUAGAAGUUCCAAUGUUGUUUUUUGAGCAGUUCGAUUCCUAUUGAGCGGAAAAGGAAGGAAAUUUCGUUUUGGUCAAUUUUUUGAAGUGGACCGCUUGAGGGGUCACUUAGAGAAGUUCCGAAGUUGAUUUAUGGGCUCUUCGACCAUUUUUUAGCAGAAAGAGAUGGGAGUUCCCUUCCAAAACAAGUUUUAAAAAGGGAUCACUUUAGGGGCCACGGAAAAGUAUAUAUUUAGUUUCUUUAUAUUCAUAAAAUAUUGUCUUGAGCUGGAGGAAAUUGCUUAAUUUUGAAAAUAUGAAACAGUUUUCAUAGGAAAAACGGAUUCCAGGUGUUCCCAGCUGCAAAACGAACUACGACUGCGUGAAUAACGGGAUUUGUCGGAUCGGAACUGACGGCCACGGAGUUUGUCUUUGUCCCAGGGCCUGUCCUGCCAGUCAGUUUUCAUUUUUUGAUUUUUUUGAAACUUUAUGAUCUGAAUUUUCAAUUUUUGUGACUUUUUUUCAUUUGAUACUUCUCAAGUUCAAUUCCUUUCAAAAAAAUGUUUCUUUUAUGACUUUCUUUGAUUCUCUGAUUUUUCGGAUUUCAACUCAUUGUCGCAAUCAAAAGUGGCUUUAUUCAAUUUUUUAAAAAAAGUCGAAAAUUCAUUUAUUUUUUUGUGAAUUAUUUUUCAGUUCUAAUCAUGAAUUUUUUUAAUUGAUUUUUUUCUUCAAAUUAGUUUUUUUCUUGUUUUUUUGCCUGAAUUUUUCAAUGUUUCCAAAGAGUUUGUGCACUGUAAAAGCUUAAAAUUACGAUUUCUCUCUUUUUUUCUUGGUUUUUUUAGCUUUGAAUGUUGAGAAUUUUUGACAGUUUCUUCAAAUUAUUCGUUUUUACCCGAAUUUUUUUCACAGAAAUUUAUUGAGAUUUUUUUAAAAAAAUCGAUUUUUUUCGUCAUUUUUUUAUUGAGAAAUGGAUGUUCUUGGUGAUUUCAGAAUGGAAAAAUUUUUUUCAAUUUUUUUCAUUUUUUUACGACUAAACAAAAAUCAAUGAAUUUCGACAGUUUUUUUCAAUCGUUCAAUGACAUUUUUUUCUUUUGAAACUAAUUUUUUUGGACGGAAAUGUAUGGAAUUUUUGAUCAUUUUUUUCCUCUUGAAACGUCCAAUUUUUGAUAAAAAAAGAUGAAUUUGGUGAUUUCUGAAUGGAAAAUUUUUCCUUUUUCUUGAAAUGGAAAAAAAUCAAUAAAAUCGAUAUUUUCAGACAUUCCGGAUCGAUGUCUGUCUAGACGUUCUUCUUGUAUCAUUAUGGACCAGGAUUAUCGUUCCCGCUUCGAUUUGUAUGCACCUUCUUGCAAUGGGGUUCGUUUUUUUUUAAAUUUUUUUUCUGAACGUAUUUUUUCAAUUAUUCUGCAGUUUCUGAGAGCGAAAUUUCCUAAAAAAACUGUGCUUUUAAAAAAAGAAAUGGUAGAGAUUUAAUACUUAAGAAUCCAUUUUUUUGAAUCUUUCAUAUCCAUUUUUUUCUGUUUUUCAGUUUUUUUACUUUUUUUCAAGAUUUUUCCCUGUUUUUGGGAUAGAAAUCCUUUGAAAAGUGUGCAUAAUAUAAACAAUUGGUUGGAUUUUUCAAAACCUUAGUUUUAAUUUUUCUGAACUUCACUUUCCCGCUUUUUUUGAAUUUUUCAAAUCGGUAUUUUUCCAAAAUUUUUAAAAACAUUUUCAAUUUUUUUCAUUGCUGAGUGACAUUUUAUUAUUAGAAUUUUUAAGGUACUUAAAGACUUUGAAAUACUUUCGAAACAGUAGUUUCAUUUUGAAAAGAGAGAAUUUUUGAAAAAAAGAACUAAUGGUUUUUUUGAUAAACGCCCCGCCCCCCGCGAAAUUUUUUAAUUUGAUUCAUUUUUAAUUUUUAAAAAAAUUUUUUUAUGUCUUUUUGAUACCGUUUUCUGGCUCAUUUUUUUAAAGGAGCAUGCUAGGAAGUACUAUGAAGGUAUCGAAACGAAGAGCCGUUUUCAGUGUUAUUUUUGGCGAUAAAUGACUUUACCGCUUAGAAAAAUAGUCAUAAAGGCUAAAUCUUGAAAUUUUCAUUGUAUGGAGUAUUUGCGUUUCAACAAAAAGUUGUUAUAAAACUGGAUGCUCUCCUGUUUUCCAACACUAUUUCGGGAUUCGUUUCAAGACCUUUCCUUGAAAAUAACGACGUGGAAAACUGUAGGAUUUUUUUCAGAAAUGGGGUUCAAAAAGGAAAUAUUAAAAAAACAUAUAUAUAAUAUUGUAAACAUAUAUAUAAUAUUGUAUUUUUUUCCUACUAUUAUUACGGCCUUUUUUUCGUGUCAGGACCUUUUUUUGAAAAAAAAAUUUUUUUGAGCCUGUAUUUCGGUUAAAUUUUUGAAAUGCAUCUUUAGAUUACAACUUUGGGCCUUUUUUAAAUUUUCAUUGACUCUCCCCCUAUUUUUUUCAUACUAUCAUUACGGCCUUUUUCGUGUCAGAACCUUUUUUUCGAAAAAAAAAUUUUUUUGAGCCUUUAGGUCAAGUUAUUGUAAUUAAUCUUUAAAUUAGAAAUUUAGGCCUUUUUAAUUUUUAUUCCCCCCAAUGUUACUCUCUCAUUUUUACACACUAUUUCGUCUCGAUCAGAUCUUGAAAAUCAAUCAAAUUUGGAACAAACUAUAGGAUUUUUUCUGAAUUAUUUCCAUUUCUAAAAAGAUAACCUUGUCUUUUUCCCCACUUCCGCUUUUUUAUCUUUCUCCCCUGCAACCAAAAAAAAAAAGAAGUCAAAAGAGCGAUAUUGGCCGCUGCAGCGUAGUGCAAAAUGUUUGUGAGAAAUUGAUGGAACAGCUUUCGGAAAGGGAGGAAUUACCGUAAAACGUGUCGUGGGGUUAUCAGUGGGUUAUCAGCCGCACAAGAGAAGAAGAAGAUUGGAAGGAACGAUAUUUUGGCGCUCGCGUUUCCGGUCUCGUCAAAUUUUUCCCUUCUCCAAUCAAGGAACAACAACGUGAUUCCGUUGCGUAAUUGGGGUCUGUUUUGGGAUUAGAUAUGAGGUUGGGAAUCGCGAGGAGGCUAGGAAUGGGUUGACGGCGAUUUUUGGAGGGAUAUUGACGCUCUACGGAUAAAAAGUUAAACUUUUUUGUUUAGUUAAGUUUUUUUUGGAUAAAGUAUGAGAUUGGGAAUCGCCAGGAGGCAAGGAAUGGGUUAAGAGCGAUUUUUGGAGGGAUAUUGGCGCUCUACGGAUAAAAUGUUUAAUUUUUUGUAGAGUUGAGGUGGAGAAUCGUUAGAUUCGAUGCGAGAGUCUAGGAAUGAGUCUUGGGCGAUUUUCGGUGGGAUUUUGCGCUCUAUAGAUAAUGAUGAUCAAAACUUUCUUUUUUGUUCGGUUUCUAAUUUCUGGAUAGGAUAUGAGGUUGGGAAUCGCGAGGAGGCUAGGAAUGGGUUAAGGGCGAUUUUUGGAGGGAUAUUGGCGCUCUAUGGAUAAAAAGACCACUUUUUUGUAGGAUUGAGGUGGAGGAUCGUUAGAUUUCAUUCGAGAGUCUAGGAAUGAAAUUUGGGCCAUUUUUGGUGGGAUUUUGCGCUCUAUAGAUAAUGAUAAUCAAAACUUUCUUUUUUGUUCGGUUUCUAAUUUCUGGAUAGGAUAUGAGGUUGGGAAUUGCGAGGAGGCUAGGAAUGGGUUGGCGGCGAUUUCCGGUAGUAUUUUGCGCUCUACGGAUAACGAUGAUAAAGAUUCAUGUAUCGUGUUGAAAGUGUUUUUCUAGGAAUAUUUUGUAGCUUCAAACUGUUGAAUCGCGAAUUUUAAAAGCUCACGAAUGGUUUGGGCGAUUUUCGGUGGAACUUUGACGCUCUACGGAUAAGGAGCGAUUUUUGGUGGGAUUCUUCGCUCUGUUGAUAAAAGUCUAUUUUCUUUCAUUGUGUUCCGUAUUUUUGGAUUGGAUAUGAGGUUGGGAAUCGCGAGGAGGCUAGGAAUGGGUUGUGGGCGUUUUUUGGUGGGGCUUGGGUGCUCUACGGAUAAAAUGAGUGAUUUUUUGAUUUGGAUCAAAUUGAAGGGUUUUUUUCUUGAAAUUUCAUAGAUAAGUUUAAAUGUUAACUAUUCAAUAACGAGAUUCGAGACUCUAGAAAGGAGACCUUUAGGCGAUUUUUGGUGAGAUUUUGGCGCUCUACGGAUAAAAUGUAGGGUAUUUUUGAUCUAGCUCGAGUUGAAGCGUUCUGGUAAUUUUUUUUUUUUGAAAUUUUAUGGGUAGACUAUAACUUUAACUCAGACUGGAAUAGUAAUCUUUAAUGUUGUGGGAGCUAAUUGGUUUUGAAAAUUCGAAUUCUGUGGAUGCGAGCGGUUCUAAAGGCGUUCUAGUGAUAUGAUUAUAAUUUGGGCCAAAGUUUUUGAGUUCCAGUGUGUUUAAGACUUUCUGAGAUCUUCGCUAACUUUAGGGAGGGGUGAGGCAUUUUUUUUUUAGGGUUAUAGGGUCCCUUUAUCCCUUUAGGGAUCUAAUAGUAAGGAUAGAAAGGUUAAUUUUGAAAGUUCAAAGGGUCUAGACUUUUUAAACAUCACUUUGCUGUGAGAAUCGACAAGGCAGUUCUUUGUCCUCGGCCGCUAUCGAGAUUCGAAAUUUUUCAAACCUUUCGAAUCGAAGAAAAGAUUCUUCUCGUCUCAAAACCAACAAAAAUUGGUCUUUUUCCGACGUUCAAUAGACGGGAAACCUGUACGAUGCGGUCAUUUCGCAUCACAACGUCUUCUUCGCCGCCCGCUUAUGUCAAUAGAGAAGAGAAGAAUCAAACCGAAGACGAACCAAAAAAAGAGUGGGCAAAAAACCACUGUUACGACAAACCCCGACACUGAUAUCGUGUUAUCAGCCGUCGGUGGACUUUAUUUGAACUGGCGGGCAGUUUCUGGUUACCUUUUUCGUGCUCUUUGAAGGUGGGAACAUCGGGGGAAAGUUCUGAGAAAAGUUAUCAAUGGAGCACAAUAGCUGCCUUGGAAAUGGCUUCGAAAAAUCCAUGAAUAGGUCGACUGAAGAGAAGCAUUUUCUGCGUAUAAUACAGUAAUCAUACUGAAAUUAGCGAUGGAGCACACUAUUCUCACAAAAACGCUUUGAAAUGGAAGAAAAAAUUAUUGAUACAAAAAUUGAUAUCUUAUUAUCAACCGUGUAUUUGAUUUUAUUUGAACUGGCGGGCAAUUUCUGGUUACCUUUUUUUCGUGCUCUUUGAAGGUGGAAACGUCUAGGGGAAAGUCAGCUAAUCGAUAUUUUAAUAAAUUUAUCAGUGGAGCACAAUAGCUUUCUAAAAAAUGGCUUCGGAAAAAUCAGUGAUUAUUUUGAUCGAAGAUAUACCCUGAUUUUAAAGAAAAUAUCAAAUUUCUCAACCGGUCACCCUCUGCAUAACAAUAUUUACGAGCCAUGCAAAGUACGGAAAAACCUGCUUCCCCAGGAAUUUGAUCUAUGAAGUUGAUUGGUCGAUUUUUGCUGGCUCGACGCCAAUUGGGUCAUUCGGGACGGAGAAAAAAGCGUUCUCAUUUGUUCAAACAUCGCGAAGCAGCUGAUUGGAUGAUGAAGGGAUGAGAAUUAGGGAACACUCGGAAAUAUGAAAAAUGGAUUCUUUUGAGGGUUUUCGAUUCAUGAGUGGCUAGGAUUUGAAGUAGUUUUGAAGUUGAUCGGAUGCCGGAAGUCCUCAGGCGAUUUCUUAUAGGCGAAGUGCGCUCCAACGAUAAAUUAUCUUUUUUUAUGGAGAAAAAGGUCAAAACAAGAGCUAUCCAUGAAUAAAUCAAAUUAUUCGUGAUUUUUGGCGAUUUUAAAUGGAGAAAGUGUGCUCCAUUGAUAAAAUGAAGAAAAUACACCAAAAUCUUUGCAAAAUUUCUAAAAAAAGCAAGGUCCAGAGGAUCAGAUUUCCAGCUUUUGCAUUAUUUCAAAGUUCGAAAAUCAAAAUUUUUCUGUUCUUCUUCAAAUUUAUGAAAUAAAUUUGUUAUUGGCGAUUUUACGGCGCCGAUUUGUGCUCCAUAGAUAAAAAAUUAAAAUUCUACGGGAAGAGGGUCUUUGGAAGCUGUAUACUAACAUUUUGAGCUGUUUAAAAGUUGAAAAAAAUCAUGAUCCGAGUAUUUUUGUACGGGACCGCCCCCCUUGAGUUUGAAGUUGGAUAAAAAAAGGAUUCAAGGCGAUUUACGGCGGCUAUUCGUGCUCCAUUGAUAAAAACUGAUGAAAUCACCGAAGAAUAUCCAGAAGACCUUUUCACCAUUUUUUAUAUAGCCAAAAAUCUAAAAUCGAACUUUUUCGUACUCUGCCCCCCGACGUGACUUGCUGAAGAGUCCAAAUUUGAAAAUAAACACGUGAUUUCGGAUUGUUCCCGUCGUCGUCAUUAAAGGGACACCAAAAAAAAAAGUAGCCGCUUUAAAAUUGGCGACGUGAUUCGAGGUGAUGGCGUGGGAGGUUGAUUGACACGUCGUCUGAGCGAUUCGGGCAAUUCACGGAUUUCAGUGGAUUUUUCUUUUCACUUUGACACUUUUUCCAAUGAGAUCGGUGUCUGGCCCGAGAGGACUUGAGAAGGGGGGGCUUUUUGAUGUGAAAAAUUGGAAAAAUUUUGGAUUUGAUAUAGAAGCCUUAGAGAAUUAAGAGGGGGUUAAUGUUUGAGGGAAAAUAGGGAUAAAUUUUUGGUUUAUAGAAGCCUGAGAGAACCGAGGGGGCGGGGGGUAAUUUUUGAAUUAUUAGGGGAAAAACCUUGGUUAGUGAAGGCUUUAUAAAAUCGAGAGGGGGGGUUUUUCAAUUUUGAGGGAAAAUAGGGUUAAAUGUUGGUUCAUAGAAGCUUGCGAGAACUGAGGGGGCAGGGAGGGAAUUUUUUUAAUUUCUAAUUAUUCGUGGAAAAAUCUUGGUUAGUGGCUUGAAAAAAAUCGAGAGGGGGAAGUAGAAUUAUUAGGGAAAAAUAGGGUUGAAUGCUUGUUUUUUUAGAAGCCUGAGAGAACCGAGGGGGGGUUUGAAUCAUUAGGGAAAAAAACCUUGGUUAGUAAAGGCUUGAGAAAAUCGGGAAGGGGGGUUCGAAUUUUGAGGGGAAAACUAUUUGUUUAUAGACCACUGAGAGAGCCGAGGACAAGGGGGGAUUUCUAAUUAUUAGGGAAGAAAGAGUUGCCGGAAAGAUGACUUUUCCGUUUCAGCAAAUGAGUUCAAUUGGUUUGAAAAUAUAAUUGAAUAAUCCUUCGAAGUUUAAGUAAUCUAUUGAAAUCCAGGGCCUUUGCGUGUGUCCGCCGAUGUUCGACCAAAUCCGAAUCGGACCAGAUUCUUUGCCUCUUCGACUUAAUACGACGAUUCCACCUGUGAAAUGCGAUAAACGUUGGUUUUUGAGAUUUAUUUUUGGAGUUGGAAGGCUUAGAAGAAAUUAUAACGAUGCCAAAACUUCUAAAAUGUAACAAAGAAAAGCGUUUUUUCAAAGGAAAAAAUUGUUUUUGAGGCCGAUGAGGUUGAAGAACGUGAAAAUUUGAGCUUUCUUUGAAUUUUUUUGAAAGUAGGUGAGCAAAAUUGGACCCAAAGACAAGUUAAAGAUUUUUCGUAAAGCUAUAUAUUUCAAUUCUUUUUUUUUCGAAUUAUUAUCGUGAAAUUCAGAGGUUUUUUGUAACAAAAUGAACACAAAAAAAAAGCCGAAAAUGAUUAUUUUUUGACUUUUUUCAGCGUUUUUAAUCAUUUCUUGUACUUGUAAAGCUUUUCAUAAAUUUUUAAAUGAUCUGGAAGGGGUGGAAUUUUUUUCAAUCAUUUUUUUUUUUUUCUAAGAAGUUUUUUUAUGAUUUUUUUAUACGUUUUUUUAAGCUUUCUGAUUUUUUUAAAUAUCCUGGAAGUGUUAGGAAAUUUCUUUAAUUACGUUUCCCUCAGUUUUCGCAAGAAUUUUCAUCAUUUUAAUCCACUUUUUGAGCUUUCUAUGGAUUUUUAGGUAUCCUGGAAGCGUUAGAAAAUUUUUUCGAAUAUUUUCCUAUGUUUUUGCAAAAUUUUUCAUCAUUUUCAUGCAAUUUUUGAGCUUUUUCUGAAUUUUUAGGUGAUCUGGAAGUGAUUGGCCGAGUCCAUCCGUCGGAAAAAGUCUACAAAGGGACGGACGUCACCAUGUAUUGCUGUAUCAACGUUGAUCCGGAAGGAUUCGUCGACGCCGCUGGGGUUUUUUGCCUUUUCUUGAGUUUGAAGUGGAAAAAAUGAGGAUUUUUUGAUAAUUUAUUAAUAAAUUUCGCCUUUUUUCGUUUGAAAACUGAAAAAAAUGGGCUUUUUCGCUAAAUUUUUUCAUUGUUUUUGCCUUUUUCUAUUCUCAGGAACGCUGAGGGGUCACUAGAGGGGUUGAGGAAGAAAAUAGCUUUUUUUAGAAGACAAAAAGUGCUCCAUAGGGGGUGAAGUUUAGGUGGUCCCCACAGGGGUUUACGUCUGUUUUCUAAGUCAAUGGAACUUAAGUGGUCCUUACAGUGAUUUUUUAAUGUUUCGUUCAGACACGCUCCCUUAGAGUGGCCACUUUGGCGAGCUUUAAUGUCAUCUAAGUGGGAGAUAAAGUGGCCCCUAGAGAGGUUGAGAAAACCGUCUAUGUGGGGGACAAAUUGUGCUCCCUCUAGGGUUAAAUUUCAAGUGGUCCCUAUAGGGGCUCAUGGUCUCUUUUGCAAGCCCUUAAAGCGCAAGUGGUCCCUUUAGGGAAUUUUUGUUUUUGAGUCAGAUAAACGUUUUGACCGCUACCCUAGAGUGACCACUUUGGCAAGCUUUAAUGUCCCUCUAAGUGGAAAAUAAGGAGGCCCCUAGAGGGGAGCCUUAGGCCGUUUUUUUGAAUUUUUUUAGGUCGCUCAAGAUUUUGCGCAAAAUUUUUUUGAACCCACCAUUUUUGGUUGAAUUUCUUCUAAGUCCUCAUUUCUUCUAAUUUUUUUGUUCCUUCAGGUUUUCUUCAUCCAAAACACGACACUGAUGCGCGAAGCGACCAAUCAUCCGUUUCGAGGGGUAUUUAUUUUGAAUAAUUUGGAUUCGUGUAGCGGAAAGUCGUGAGUAAAAAUAAAUUCAUGAGCUUUUUCAUCAUUUUCCUGUUUCAGAAAAGGCUUUUGUUAAGUUUAUAACAUAUACACAGCGUUUACUAUGGCUUUAUGAUUUUUGAACAUUUGUAUCGAUUUUUUGGAGAACUAUUUUCAUUCUCCACUUGAUAUGGAAUAUUUUUUUUUUAUCGAUUUUACCUCAUAUUUAAGAAACCCAAAGAAUUUUUCAGAAUCGCGGCAAUAUCCCUUAAUUUUACUUUUAUUUAAAAGUGAUUCAAAGCUUUUUUCAGAAUGAGUUAUACAUUUUGUACUUUGGGGAAUUUUUCAAGAAAAAUUUCGUUUUGAACCUCAAAAUCGGCCCUUUCGUCUCGAAAAAUAAUGGAUUUGGUUGGUCCCGCGAAAUCGAAAAAUCGAAAAACCAAAACAGAGCUUUGUUGUCAUCAUUUGCGUUUUUUGCGGACUUUAAAGCUUCAUAAUUCGGAAAUAGGAUUUAUUGCAAUUUUUUUUUUGUUCUUGAAUCAGGAGGUCCUAAAGUACACUUGAGCAAAGUUUCAGCGAAUUUCAACCCGGGGGAUGAAAAAAACGAUCUUUAGGAAUUCACCUCGAGAUCUUAAAAAAACUACCCUGCCUUGGAGAGAUUUUUGAGAAAUACUAUAGGAAUAUUUUUUAUGGAUGACAAUUUUGCUUAUCACUUCAAGGUGACCCGGAAACACGACGAACGGAUGUCCUGUUGGGAGCUGGAAAUCAAGAACGCGCAGCCCUCGGACAGCGGCUCCUACAUGUGUCUCGUGUCCAGCAGCUCUCCCGUCAUUUCGGCCAAUUAUACCAUUGAUUUUGAAGUCAAAGGUUUGAUUUUUUGAAUAAAAUGGUCUAGAAUCGAAUUUUGUUCUUUUCCCUAGGUCUUAAAGUCUGGAAAUGACAUAUUUUGGCUAAUUCCGAGGAUUUUUUCAAUGUUAUUUUCCGGGUUUUUGUAUGUAUUUCCUUGUAUACUUGCAAUUUAUACAUAGUCUGGAUUUAAAGUAAUUUCCAGAGUUUUGCGGUUUUUUCUUCUUAUUUUGAGUCGAAAUUUUGGUAGGUAGUAGUAAUUAUUUUUCAUAAUUAGCGAAUUUUUUUCUCAACUUUUCUCAGAUUUCUCACGUUAUAAUCGGUUUUUUUGAAUGGUAAUUUCCGAGAAAAAAAAAACCGAAAAAUGUCAAUUUCAAAAAAAAAAAAUGACGAUUUCUUGCACCUAAUCCUCACUUCUCUGUUUCAUCUUCCUUUUUUAAAUGUUCACGUAUUCUUCCAUCGUUCCCCAAAUGAUCUCACACGCCUACUGUUCAUUGUUGAAAAUCGGGAAUGGUUUAAAAAGUUGCCUCUUUUGAGAUUUUUCUCAGUGGAAGUUCAAGAUGAACUUAGAAUUAAUUUUUUUUUUCAAUCUGUCUGAAAAAGUUGGGAAAAAAAGCGGCAAAAAAACCGGAAAAUUUUGGGCCUUGGGUCAUUCCAAAUGCGGUCAAAAUGAUCAGAUUUGUUUUUUUGAGUUUCAGAGCAUUUUUAUUGCUUUUAUUUCCAACCGCAACGUCUUGAGCCAUUCCAAAUGCGACCAAAAUAAUCAGAAAUUUUUUUAAAAGUUUUAGGACGAUUUUUUUGAGCCUUUUUUUAUUCACCCGCAACGCCUUGAGUCAUUCCAAAUGCGGCCAAAAAAAUCAGAAAAAAACUUUGAUAAAAUUUUUAGGGAAGAUUUUGAAUUCUUAGAUUCUUCCGGAACCCCUUGAGUCAUUCCAAAUGCGACCAAAAUAAUCAGAAAUUUUUUUCAAGUUUCAGGGCAGUUUUUGAAGUUUUUGUAUUUAACCGCAACGCCUUGAGCCAUUCCAAAUGCGACCAAAAUAAUUACAAACAGCGAAAUGACGAGUAACUGGAGCCAUUCGUUACACAAAAAAUUUCCACUUUUUUCUUUUUAUCACUUUUUUUUUCCUGUCCCAUCAACCAUUUUUGUUUGUCCAGAACAUGAGAAACGCUCCCACGCUUCGUGGUACAAGCGUCCGAAAAAACUCCACCAACAAGGCCCAAGUGCCCAAGCGCCGCGUGAGUCCUCAGCAUGGCCCGAACCUCGUUGAAAAUUUGAUAUUCACAAGGGUUUUAUUUAUUUUUUUUUGCGGUUGGGAAUUUUUCUGAAAAUUGGCCAGAACGCUUCUUGAUGAACUAGGGAAAGCUCCUGAAAGUCCCAAAUUGCAAAAAAAAAAUUUUUUUUGGGAGAAUUAAGCUUUCAAAGACAAGACAAUGACGUAACGGAUUUUAAGGUUUUUUUCUUAAAAAAUAAAAAGAAUGAGCAGUUUGUGCUUUUUUGGACCAUUAUUUCAAGCGUUCUCUGGCCAAUUUCCAGGAAUUUCCAAGCCAAAAAAAAAUAUUGAACUUUUUUAGUGGUAGAAGAUCACAAAAAUGUAAAGACAAUGCUGAAAAAGGACGAAAAUUCCCAUUUUUUCGCAAGGACAAGGAAAAAUGCCAUUUCCCAGGCAUUUUCCGGAAAAAGCAGUCUGACCUGUCUGCGCUCUCUUUUCUCUCACUAUUAGACGUGAAAAUAGCACGGAAACAUGAGAGAGUAGAGGGAGCAGAGAAAGCAGAGCGUUCAAGCGAAAAAAUUGAUUUUUACGAAAAAAAAAAAGCUUGGGAGUUAUUUUGCACUCUGAAAAAAAUCCAAAUGAUAUCGUAAAACUCUUUUUUGAAGGCUUUUCCUAGUUUUUAAAAUCAUUUUGGGAUUUUCUACCACUUAAAAAUCCCCUCGAUGCAUGUAAUCCGUGGUUUUUGAAUGUCUUGUGGUUGUGGUCUUGAAAUUUAAAAUUGAAAAAAAAAUUAAAUGAAAGUUGAGAACUCGAAUUAAUCGGUAUGAAGCCCUGGAGUACUUGAAAAUUUAUUUAUUUUAAAAAAUUUUGAUGACGUUAAAGUUUUUUUCCAUAAAAAUUUGUUUUUUGUUUUUUUUUUCUUUGAAAACUCGCUUUGGACCCUUUGAAAACUUGAUAUGACUUUCAGAACUUUGAAAUUUCUGAAAGAGCGAAUUUUUGAAAGCCCCGAGGCAGUUUCCAGUGUUAUUUAGGGCUACUAGAAAUUUAAAAUAUUCACUUUUAUUCCCAUUUUCCCCCUUAUUUUCUCACAUUUUCCUUGUUUUUUUUUCCCCUCCUUAACCUUUUUCCCCCUGCCUGAACCCUUUGUAAACCCGUUGUAACUUUUUUUUUCCUUUAAAAAUAACUGCCGGUGCAAGAGAAAAGCGAUAUUGUCGGAGGCGGUACAUUCCAUAUUUUUCUUGGUCGCGCUUAAAAAAAUUUUCAAAGAGCGAUAUCGCGUUUUUUUUCUCGCGAUGUCGCUAAUGUACUGCAGUGUCGCCGCGCGAGACUCGCAUUUUUCUUGGCGCGACAUCGCCUUUUUUUCUAUCGCACUCGAAAAAAUCGAAAAAAAACGCGAUACCGCGUUGAGAGAUUUCGCGAUGUCGCUAAUGUACUGCAGUGUCACCGCGGCAGGCUCGCAUUUUUCUUGGCACGACAUCGCAUAUCCAUCGCACUCAAAAAAUCGAGAUCACGACAAAAAAUGUCGAGAUCGGCGCGGCUAGCAAGCAGAACUUUCGCGAUGUCGUCAACUCGAUAUCGCUUUUUUCUCGCAGUUAUUUUUAGUGUUUUUUUCAAAAAAGAAAGGAACUUUUUCAGCUCCUCGGAUGAUUCACAAUCUUCGGGUGAACAAGACGGAGAAAACGGCGACGGUUAUGUGGGAUUCGGAAGAAGGAUCUCUGAUUCCGAUCGAUUUGCGGUCGGUUUUUGCCCUUUUUUUGAUUUUGUAUUGAAAUUCGUAUCAGUUUUUUAAUCCUUCAUAAGAACUUGAUUAGAAUUUUUGAAUUUAAGCUGCAAAAUUCAAAAAAUUGUGAGUUACAAAUGGAUUUCCUACUGAUUUUCCAGCUAUUUUUUUCCUUUUUUUGCUUUUCAUUGACCUUCACUCAAGACGUGACCAAUAUUUUUUGAAGAUAUUUUUUUUGUAACGUAUUUCACCCUGGAAUUUUAUGACCUGCAAAUUUCAAAGAACUUUUUUCUACUCUUUCUACGCAUUCUUUGGGUUGGCAGAGUGAAUCACACUCUUUUUAAAGCUUUUCUGUUUCAAAAAGUUUUUAAAAUUUUGAUGUUUCCUUCAUUUCUAGUUUAUGAUCCAAUGUUACGACAAAAUCUCAAGUUCUUCAAGUUUUGAGGACCGUAAUCUUGUGUACGCAGAUCUAAAAAGUCCCAUAAUCUUGGAAAGCAAAAUCUUGGAAAGCAAAAUCUUGGAAAGCAAAAAUCAACGCUUUUGCAAAUAGAUUUUAUCAGAAAUUGUGUUCGGUGAUCCAAACAAGAGAAUAUAAGUAGAUAAAGUGCAAUAAAGACUAAAAGGGAAGGUUUUUGUUUUCCAAGAUUUUGGUCUCCAAGAUUAUGGGACUUUAGAUCUGCGUACAUAACUCAAAAUUUGCGGACAUGAGAUUUGGUCGUAUCAUCAACUGUGCGAGACAUUAAACCCUCGGGGAACCGCCCAAUAGUUUUAAUUCUCAAUAAAAAAAAUCAUCAAAUCAAGAAAUUCAAACACGAUCGUCACCGUAUAUUCAUUAUUUCUCAUGUGAAAAUACAAAAAUGUGACAUUUUUCGCUGCUACAAUAAAAGCGAGUUUUUUUUCCUUAUGGUUAUGGUAUGCGAAAGUCCGUAUUUGGCGUGUGCGCGUGCGUUCACACUUUUUGUGAUAUCAUCUCCAUUUUUUUCGCUUCAUUUUCAAAUUUUUUUCUCUCUUUUUUGUUUAAUAUCAAGACAGAAUGUGGAAACACGCGCAAAAGUCAAAUGCGGAUUUCUACUUACAGUACUCCUCAAAAAAAAAAAACCAAAAUACGUGCUUAUGGUAGCAUCUACUUUCUAUGUGUAAAAAUUAUUCCCGAUGUUGAAAUUCACAAGUUUUUUCGGACUAGAUAAUAUAGAUGCCUUCUAACCUCUGUUAACUAAUCAUUUUACCAACCGCUUAACGCUAUUUAACCCUGGAACCCUAUAAAAAUGGUCAUUUUCAAAAUUUUUCAAAAAAUAAUUCAGAAAAUAGUUGUUUUCACAUACGUUUGAACCAUUGAAAAAAAUCAUUUUUCGAAUUUUUCGACCAAAUUUUUCAGAAUUUCCGUUUUUUGAUAGUUUUACCCUCUUUUUGUUGUUUAAUAUUCUUCGAAACAGUUAGAUUCGAUUAAUAAUAAAUAAUUAAAUGUACAGUAACCGACGACGUUUGCUGCGAGGCGUCAAUGCCAAGAUGGCCUCUGGAAAAGAGUAAGAAAAAUCGUGAAAUUUAUUAUUUUUUUGGACGUGUGAAUUAAUAGCCUCGAAAAUUGAGCAUUCUGCGCCCCAUGGCUAAAUUUUGAACCUCUUCCCGGCAUUUUCUUGAAAAAUAUCGAGAAAUUUGAUUUUUAGCAAUGGAGCGCAUAUUAUGAAUAGUCUCAAAAAAAGAGGCUCAAAAAUUUUUAUUUUUUUGUGCUUCAUGGCUAAUUACAAAAUUACAUAAGCAGAAAUUAUUAAGAAUGUGAAAAUUUUCACAUUUUUCAAUGACAGAAGGCAAAAGAAAGAUCGAAAAAUGAAAUUAGCCGUGGAGCGCGAUUUGAUCAACUUUUUCGCGGCUAUUUUUUCACACCUCUAUUUUUGGUUUUUUUUUUUUGGUUUCUUUUUUUUUUCAAUUGCAUGGAUUAUUUGACUUUUCGGUUUCUUUAUGUUCAUUUUUUAGUUUCUUUAGUUUUUUUCGAAUAGUUGGACGUAGAGAAUAUGAUCCGAAAGAAGUUCACAGAACAAAAACCGUCUUUUUCUCUUUCUCGUCCAAUAUCAAAGAUCCUUAUCACGUGCGGAAGUGAUUUAUCGUUUUCUUUGCCCAGUGACAAUUUGAAAUGACCCUUUUCGGAUCGACAAGUGCAACUCGAGGGCAAAUCGUGCAAAGAAAACAAGAUCACAAAAUCGAGAGGAAGUUUAUCUUAGAAAGGAGGUCAUGCAGAAUCUUCAUCUGAUCUAUAAGGAUUUAACCAAAAAGUUAAAUUACCUUCCUUGUUAAUGAUAAUUGUCCAUUUACUGUAAAACAUCAAUCAAUGAUAAUUUUGAAAAUGCGCAAUUCAAAAAUAAAUUGAUACAAAAAGACAGUUCGAUAAAGGGAAGUAGGAUGAGGACAGUUUUCAAACUUUUUUUUUUCAAUUAAAUGAAAAAAUAAUUGGAUGAAACAGUCGAUUUUUGAAGAAAAGAAAUAAAGUUUCUGUGGAUAAAAUUAGGUUCUCAUUUUCAACUUUUUUGUCUCGUUUUGUCAAAAUUUUCUUAAAUGGAUAAGUGGCAAUAAAAUGUUUUUUAUUUAAAGACAAUAUGAAAAUUUUGAUUACCAUAUUUAAUAUCAGAAAGCCUAACAAUAUUCUAUCUAGGAUUUCGAAAAGAACAGCCAAAUUUUAAUUUUUUUAGUUUUUUUGACUUUGAUCCUAAUAAAAUUAAAGAACGACUUUUUGAUCUGAAUCGACUGGAAAAAAAUAAAUAUAUUAAAUAUAUUUUUCAAAAAAAAAUUUUUUUCGAGAAAAAAAUGACUUUUUUUAACAAUUGGUGUUGUCUUCCAACAACAAAAAAAGGCCUCGCUGAGAUUUUUAAAAAUUUUAGACAAAUUUCACAAAGGUCCCGAAGCGAAGAGCAGUUUUUUUUUUAGUGCUCCUGCGCCUUUAAAAACUUCAAAAAUAGUUUUCGAUCAAACUACACAGUUCUCAGUUACACUUGGAUGAAAAUCAAGGAUUAUCAAUCAUUUUCAACCUUUUUUUUCCCGUUUUUGACGCGUAUUCUCGUUCCGGUCGGAAUGUCUAUCACAUGGGACAAAUUCCCAGUGCAAAAAAAAAGCCGACGGAUUUUAUUUCGCUGUGGUUGGAAUUUGGACCGGCAAAAUGAUUAAUGAACCCCACUUGUCAAAUGAACCGAGUCACCUGUUUUUGGCGGUUUUCUUUGUCCUUUUUCUUAUUUUUCUGAAGUUGGAGGGAUUGGAGAGAAAAAUUUCAAUGAGUAGAGGAUUUUUUUGAAUUUAUAGGUUUUGAGAAUUUGAAACAGAAUUCGUCGAGCGAGUAAAAUUCUGAAAAGAAAAUGAAAAAUUUUUAUUUUGUUCUAAAUCCUAAAAAAAUUCCGAUCGAUAGAAUUUUUUUAAAAGAUUUUUUUCAAGAGCUUUCCGUUUUUUUCCGAAGCUACUAGAGUUCGAGGAAAAACGGGAAAUUCAGAUAAAUUUACAAAUUUAGUUGGAUUUUUUUCAACGGUUUUAGGGCUCAAAUGAGGUCGUUUUUGUACAAUUAGAAGUUUCCCGUAUUUUUUUGAGGAUUUUUAUUAAAAUCCGUAGUGCCUUCAAUCAGAAAAAAAUGGUUAUAAAAAAAUAGAUCAAAUUUUUGAAGUUUUUCCACAGAGUUUUCCUUUUUUUAAAAGGCUACUAGAGUUUGAGAAAACCUAAAUUCAGGAGGUUUUUAAUUCAUUUAUUUUUUUGGUAGUUUCAAGGCUCAAGUGUGAACAUUUUUUUGAACAAUUUUUGGAAAUAUGGGCAUUUUUUUCUCAUAGUUUACUCAAAAUACUGAAGUCCCCUUGUUCAGAAAUUACUCAAUAUCAUAAAUAAUUCACUCAUAAGAGAAAAUAAAAUAUUCUUGAAAAAAAUUAUUAUUUUAAAACUUUUUCGAGCAUUUUUGAAAGGGCUCAGAGUAUUGAAAAAAUAUUUUCCCAGACUGAUUGCCCAAUAUUUUCCAAAUUUUACCGCUUUUUUCAAGUUUAGUGGCCACUUUAGGGGUCAACGGAUCAACAUAACUGGUCCAAUCUGCUUGUUUUAUAGUGAUCAAAAAUAAAACGGAAAAUAGUGGCCACUAUAGAGGUGGGUUUAGUGGCCACUUUAGUGUCCUCUCCGAGUAUUCUUUGGUGAGCCUCUAUAGUAGCCACUAGAAAUUUUGCCAAAUUGUCUAAAAAAAAACAAUGAUCCACUAAAAUUGAAAAAAAAAAGUUAAAAAAUAAAUUUAGCUUUUCAAGGAGUUUUUGAGUUUCAGUGUAUUCGUUGCCUGAAACGAUUUUAAAAUUUCGCCGCUUUUUUGAGUUUUUUUUUGUUCCGUUCUGAGAAAAUGUGGUGCUGUUUGGUUCGGUUUCAAGUUUUCCUUUGUUCCUAACAUUUUUUGAUUCAAUUUUUGACUUUUUUGCUCUUUUUUCUGAUAUUUUCUUCCUCAUGAAGAACCUUCCAGAUUGCUCCGACGAACGGACAACCGUGGCCAGGAGGUUUUCCGGAAGGAAAACGCGACUUCUCCGGUCCUGAUCGAGAGUCUGCGGGCCGCCACGCCGUACACGCUUUUCGUGUCCGGCAAGGACGGAACGACGCCUUUCGAGUUCACCGAACAUUUCACCACCGAGCAGAAACGUUCGUUUCAAUUUUUGAACUUUAUUUAAACAGUUCUAGGGAUUUUUUUAAAUAAUAGAAAUGGAACUUUAAAAAGCAAUAGAAAAAAACUGUCUUUCGUGCUUUCAACAAAAAAAAAAACGAAAAAAAAUUUUAAAAAAAUUAAAUGGAUUAAAAAAAAUAGAUUGAUUAACUAGAAGUGGAAUAUAAAGUGUAGAAGGAAACUCGGAAAUGAUAGUUGAAAAAUUCGGAAAGUUGGAAAAAAAGAAGCUUUCACAUGCCAAUUUGAUUCUAAAAUUGGCCUAAAUAACUUGUAUUUUUAUUCCCAUGGGAUUUAAACGAGAAAAUGGGCUUUUAAUUUUUUCAACGAUUCUAUUUGAAGCAAUACUUACUUACUUACUUAGAUACUUAGAUGGUCCAUCUUCGCUUUCGGCCUUUUAUUGCCUUUUAGUGCCUUUUAUUGAUCGAAGCGUGGACCACACGUUUUCCAGGAGGUCUUAUGCAAUCGGUCAUCCAAUGUUGUCGUCCUGGUUGACUGGUAUUCUUGCGAAAAAAAUCCAUCCGUGGUGUUGAACGUGUUAUAGCAUAAUUGUGGUCUGAUUAUCCUUUUUGCCUUGCCAGGGCUAAAAAAGACCGCCCAUUCUGUUAGCAGAAGCAAGCCGAAUUGCGUGACCGGUGUACCGUUAGCCGCCAUAAAUGGCGUUGCCUCCCCAUCACCGCGUAGAGGUGGUACUUGAAGGGGUUGAAGCAAUAAAUUUGACUUAACCAAAAUUUCACUAUUUUUGAAGUUCAAAUGCCAACAAUACCACGGGCCAAGUCCGAAAGGUCUCAAAAAGGACUUUUGAGGGGGGGGGGGGAAGGCUUUUAAAGGCCGGGCGCCUUUUUUUUCGAGACCUUUUUUUGAAAAGGACCUUUUGAAGAGGGGUGUAAAAGAAGAUAAAAAAAAGGAGAUUUCAAAAAACUUUUGACACAUUUUUGGGAACUCAAAAAGGAGCUUUAGGCUCUUCUUUUUAAGGCCUUUUUUGAGGUCGUUCAAGCUUUUUACAAGGCCUUUUUGGAAGAUGAAAGUUUUUCUCACAGUCCGAAAUACGUCAAAAAAAACGCAUCUAUAUUUUAUUCAUUGAUUUUCAGGACCCCAUGCCCCAAAAGAAGAAGACGUCCGGUUACUGAACUCGGGAUCUUCUUUGAUUUGUGAAGUCGAAUGGAAAAGCCCGGCGGAGACGAAUGGAAGGAUCAUUAAGUACUUUGUGAGUUUGCAAAAUGGAAAACUAAGAAAAAAUAGAAGAAAUUCGAAUUUUUACGCACGUAAUCUUCCUUAUUCUACAUUUCUACACUUUACAGUUUCGCAGCUUUUUGAAAUGAGUGAGAUAUUAAGUUAUGUCAGUUUCAUUUUUGCGUAUUAACCGAUUCAAUAUUUAAAAAUAAGCAAAGCGCAAGGUACCGUAACCACAGUUGUUCAUCUUGCUUUCGCUUUGAGAACAUUCAAAAAACGGCAAAAAUUUUUUGCGACAAAAGUUAAGGUUUUUUUUGGCUAAAAAAAUGUGACUAGGACUUGAAUUAUUUCAGUGAGUCAGUGUUAUUUUUAGAGCCUCUAUAGAAAAAAGAUAUAUCAAUUAGUCCAACUUCCUAUUGAUUUUUGCAGUUUUUAACUUGAUUUUUGUUUUUCUAUAGGUUUUUCCGAAUUUUUUAAAAUUUUUUAUUCAGGUUCCAGAAAAAAAUUUUUGAAAAAAAUAUUCGCUCUGUUUUUCUAUAAGAAAGAUCAUUAUAUUUUUAAGGUUGGGAAUUUUUUGAAAAUUGAUCAGAACAAUCCUGAUCGAUUUCCUGAUGUACCAGAUAAAGAUACGGAAAGUAUCAACCUUUAAAAUUUCUUAGUUUCCGAGAAAAAGGGUAAAACUCAGAAAAAUGGCUCAUAUUUGAAAGUUUUCUCCCGUUUUGAGGUGAAUUCUGGCGAAAAUCAGGAAUUUUUGCAGUUUCAGGAUCUUUUACUGCGAAUAGUAUUUUCAUGAAUUUUCUGAUAAUUUAAAAGUAAAAUGUUUCUUUUUUUGGUCAGGAUCCAUCGUCUGCGAGAAAAUAUUUCUGUUUUUAAACCCCUCGUGAAACAUCAGACUCAUAUAGUCAAUGUUUCCCGACUUAAAAGGUGAGGGAGGUGGGACGCGUAGCGUGUGCGUACGCGGUUCUUGGCGCCAGUUCAAUUCAAUCGCCGCCGACAAAUUAAAAAGCUCGACAGCCGCUAUUUUUCAAUGUUUUCUACUAUUUUUGAACAUAAUCAAUAAAUAAUUGAAAAAGGAACGAAAAGAGCGAAAAACGGGCUUUUCAAAGAGUCGAUGGCGGUUGAAUUAAACUCGCGCCAAGAACCGUGAACGCACACGCUACGCGUCCCGCCCCUUUCAAGUCGAGAAACAUUGACUAUAAAUAACGACUUUUCAAGGUGAGCGUGCGCGGAGAGAUGCGUCGCGGUCGGCCGGACGGUUCCCUAGUCGCCGACGACUUUCCGGACUCAAUGACCACGGAUAAACGUUGUGCCAACUGGAACGGAGACGAGUCUUCGAUCACCACCUCCGGAAUCAAUCCCAUCGAUUUCUCCACGGAGUUCUUCUCCUGCAAGUUCGGCCCCUUGAAGGUAAAAUGAGAACGAGAGAGAGUGAUCCCUAGAGGGUCAGGGGAAAAUAGCUCCUAUAAGGGAUAAAUAGUGCUCCCUGGAGGUGUAGAAGUUCAGGUGGCCCCUAUAGGGAUUCAGGGUCUGGCCCUUGAGCCCCUGAAAUUCAAGUGGUCCCUAGAAGGGCCAGGGGAAAAGUAGAUCCCAUGGAGGACAAAAAGGGCUCCCUGACCAAGCUCAAGUGAUCCCUAGAGAGGUUAAGAAAGAAAAAGCCUUUAGAGGAGACAAAGUAGUACUCUCUGACCCCUCUAGGGACCACUUGGUGUGAGAAUUCGAGAUGUGUAGAAAUAUAGGUGACCCCUUGAGGGGUUUAGGAUCUGACUUUUGAGACCCCUGAAGCUCAAGUGGUCCUUAGAGGGGUCAAGGGAAAACCAAACCCUAUGGAGGACAAAAAAAGUGCCCCUGACCCCUCUAGGGACCACUUGGUGUGAGAAUUCGAGAUGUUUAGAAAUAUAGGUGGCCCAUUGAGGGGUUUAGGAUCUGACUUUUGAGACCCUGAAGCUCAAGUGGUCCUUGGAGGGGUCAAGGGAAAACCAAACCCUAUGGAGGACAAAAAAAGUGCCCCUGACCCCUCUAGGGACCACUUGGUGUGAGAAUUCGAGAUGUGUAGAAAUAUAGGUGGCCCCUUGAGGGGUUUAGGAUCUGACUUUUGAGCCCCUGAAGCUCAAGUGGUCCUUAGAGGGGUCAAGGGAAAACCAAACCCUAUGGAGGACAAAAAAAGUGCCCCUGACCCCUCUAGGGACCACUUGGUGUGAGAAUUCGAGAUGUGUAGAAACUCAAGCAAGUGGCCCUUUGAGGGUUUAGGUUUUGACCCUUGAGUCCCUGGAACUCAAGUGGUUCCUAAAGGGUUCAAGGGAAAAGAGCCCAUAUAUGGUGACAAACAAAGUGCUCCCUAGAGGGGCAGAAGUUCAAGUGGUCUCUAUGGGGGCUUAGUAUGUGACUUCUGAGUUCCUUAAGCUUGAGUUGUCCCUAUAGGGGUCUUUUAGUUUUUUUUUUAGUUGGAAAGACUUGAUUGAUUAUUCCUCUACUGAUAUUUUUUUCAUUAGAAAACUCAAAAAUUGCUUUUUGAAACUUCAAAUUUCGUGUCCAAUAACAACGAGCGAAGUAAAAUCAAUUUUUAAAAUGAAGGGAAAAAUAUUCAAAGUAUUUAUUUUCCAGCCCAACCGUAACUACUCGGUGAUGGUUUGGGCGGAGAACAACGCCGGGAAAUCUCUGCCGGCAGUGUUCAAGAAGAACUGCGUGACGAACUUCGCCCAGCCGGACGUCGUCCAGGAGCCCGCGACGACGAUGACCGAGAACCUGACGACGUUCUCCUUGAUGUUCAACAACCCGCCCGAUGAUACCAAUGGGCCGAUCAGGUAAAAUUGGUUGAGAGAGAGAGAGAGAGAUUCCUAAAUAAAAGCAAUGAGAAGGGCUCAGGUAGAUCCCUAUAGUUUUAGAACUUUGAACUGAGAAAUAAAUAGAAAAUUCAGUUUUGGAAUCAUAGGCAAAGUCGGAAGGUGGAUAAGGGUCCAUAGAAAUUUUCCUUUUUUGCUGCCUUUUCGCGACCUUUUUGCUGCUUUUUUGCGGCCUUUUUGGCCUUUCUGCGACCUUUUUGCGGCCCUUUUGCGGCCUUUUUGUGGCCAUUCUGCGGCCUUUUUUCGACCCUUCUGCGACCUUUUCGCGGCCUUUUUGCUGCCUUUUUUCGGCCCUUCUUGCUGCCUUUUUUCGGUCUUUUUUUCGGCCUUUUUGCUGCUUUUCUGCGGCCUUUUUGGCCUUUCUGUGACCUUUUUUGGCCUUUCUGCGACCUUUUUGCGGCCUUUUUUUGGUCCUUUUUUCGGUCCUUUUUGCGGUCUUUCUGCUGCCUUUUUUGGCCUUUCUGCGACCUUUUUGCGGCCCUUUUGCGGCCAUUCUGCGGCCUUUUUCGGCCUUUUUGCGGCCUUUUUUCGGUCCUUUUUGCGGCCUUUCUGCUGCCUCUUUGCGGCUUUUUUUCGGCCUCUCCCUGGACAUUAUCCACCAUGCCGACUUUGCCCGAACUAGUUAGGUUGAAGAAACACUAAAAAUUACCUAUAACUAACUUUUUAGCUGACAAAGUAGCCGUAAAGUCAUGGAGGAAAACAAUUAAAAAAUAAUUUUUGGAUCUAUCAAAGGCGAAGGUCAAAUUUUAAUGUGCGGAUAUCAUAUAAGGUCCUCAAAUAUCAAGUCCUAACAAGGAGGUCAUUAUACUUUUCGGCUGGGAGUUUCUUAAAAAUCAGCCAGAUCACUCAUUGAUGUACCAGAAAAUGAUCAUGAAAGCCUCAACUUGCAAAAAUUCCGAUUUUUUUCAAAAAAAGACACCUCAAAUUUGAAUGAAACCCGCGAAAAGAAUCGAAUUAGGCCCUUUUCUUGAACCAAAAAAAAUUUCGACUUUCAGGAUUUUUUUAGGUAUGUUGAAGAGUAUAAUUACCAAACAGAAAUUAAUUUGGUCUUUUUUUAACUUUUUCUUUAAAAAAAAGCUCGAGUUUUUUUCUUGAAAUCUACGUCUUCUUCUUCAUGUCUUUCUUCAUUUCUCGGGAAUUUUUUUCCGGAAUUUACGUAUUUUUCCGAAUUUCGUCAUUUAAUGGAAGUUUUACUAAUAAAAAAAUUUUUAUUUUGAGCUUCAAAUUCACUUUUUUUGGGUUUGAUUGCUUUUUUUCGUUUUUUUCAAGCCGAAAAAUUUGUACAGUAUGCAAAAAAUUUAAAAAAAUCGGCCGGAAACUCUAUAAAAUAAUUAAAUAUUCAUAAUUUCCAGCUGUUUCUACAUCGCCAUAGUCCCCCUGCUGGCCAACGUCUCCCUGGACACUCUACCGCCUCCCAGCGAGAUCGUCAUGGAUUCUUUCGUGAAAGUUCGAUUUUUCAUAUAUAUAAAUUGGAAAUUUUUGAACCAAAUUGAGCCAUUUCUAGCAUUUUACCGCUUUCAACCAAAUUUAAAAGUUUUGGAAUCAUUUUUGCAAUAUUCUGUUUAGGAAUUUCCAUUAAAAGUCGGUCCUUAAGAACGCCAGAGUGGUCCCUAGAGGGGUUACCUUAGACGCCAUUGAAGGCUCCCCUCUAGGGACCCCUAUAGGGGGCACUGAAGCUUUAAAAAGUGACCACUCUAGGGGGAACAUGCUAGCGGCUACUAUAGGACCUUCAGGUCAGAAAAAAAAAUCCUCAAAAAUCACUAUAGGGACCACUUAGGAGUCAGAUUCUAAAUUCUUAUAAGGACCAUACUCGUUUUAGCUUUCUAGGAAGCACUUUUCUGUCCCCUAAAGUGGCUGUUUUUCCCUAACACCUCUAGGGGCCACUCUGGCUUUUCUAAGGGCUGCAAAUUAGCUUGAAUUUGUUUUUUUGGCUUUAAUCACAUUAGGAAAUUUUUUAGGAAUGUUUUUCCUUUUUAUUUUACUUUUUUUGAACGAAAAUCAAGGAAAAAUUGUUUUUUUUUGCUCUUGAGAAGCCUUAAAAAUCAAAUUAUUCAACUUUUUCAGGAUUUUAGUUAUUCAAAAAAAGAAAAAAUAUCAAUUUUCUCAUUUUUCCAGGCCUUCAGCAACAAUAUGCACGGUUCGGCGGCGGAAAAACGCCGUUAUUUUGCCUAUAUUGCUGAAAGUUACGGUGGCUAUCCCGGGAAUACGGUAAUUGGCGAUGGAGCAACCAUUCCCGAUAUCAGACCCUGCAAUGUCCAGUGAGUUUUGCAGCAAAAAAAAACUUUUUGAAGGGAAAAUCUGAAAAGUAGUGGGUAACUGUGAAAUUGUGCCCAUUUUUAAUAUGAAAAGGUGAAUUUUUGGGGUGCUUAAAAUCAGAAAAAAAUAAGGAGAAAAACUCGAAAAAAAUCACGGAAAAAGAUAAUUUUUGGAAGAGAAAUGUUUUUUUAACUGAGAAAUUAACUGUGAAAUUAGGCAUAUUGAGUGUUUUUUUAACGAAUAAUUAUUCCUUAUUUGGUUUUUUUGAAACAGAAAAAAAUGCGAAAAAAAGCGCGAAAUUCACAGAAAAAAAUAAAUGUUUCUCAAAUUUCGAUGUCAUUUUUGAGCGCUUUAAAAAAAUCGUCAAAUAGGAUAAUUUUUCAGUAGAAAAAGCUAGAAGUUUUUGAAGAAAAAAAUGAUUGUAAAUUGACUCAAAAAAAAUAUGUAGUUGAAAGAAUAAUUGAAAAAAACUAGAUUUUUAAACGUUUAUUGUAUAAUUUCUACACUAAAUUGGCAAUAAAUAUAUGAUUUUAUAUGGCUUAUUUGAAACAUUAAAAUCAUCUAAAAUAUGGGCUGACAUUUCAAAUUUCAACCUUUUUUUGCAGAAAGUUUUUAAAUAAGGUUUCUGAGUACUUAAAAUUAGAAAAAUCAUUAAAUUUUUAAUUUUUUUAGUUUCUAACUAAACUAAAGCUUGAAAGUUGGUAAAAAAACGAGAAUAAAAAAAAAGAUCAAUUUGCCAUAAAUUUGUAUGUUUUGAAUGCAGAAAUUAGAGAGAAAAUGAAAAAAGAAACGGUUUUAAUUUCAUGUUUUGGGUAUUUUAAGUUCCAAAGAGCUUGGAAUCAAACCAGAAAAAAAAAUUUGUUGGGUGAAAAACAAGUCGAUAUUCUUACACGGACAAAGUCCAAAAGGUCUCAAAAGGACUUUCGGAAAAAAGGCCUCAAAAUCGCCUUUUUUCUAGACCUUUUUUCUGAAAGGGGCCUUUUAAGGAAGUGUAAAAAAAUAAGGCGGAAAUAAGGACAUUCCGAGAAACUUUUGACACCUUUAGGAACUCAAAAAGGAGCUUUAGACUUUAUUUUUUAAUUCCUUUGGACUUUUCCUGUGUAGAAUAAACCUUCGACUCGAAAAAAUCCCUAAUUUUCCAGGUACCUGAGCCGGUAUACAGCUGAGGACCUGGAACUGCGUCGUGGGAUGAAAUACACAGGAUUCCUGAUCGUUCGGGUCGACAAAGAAGAAGAUCUGAAGAGCGACGCCGCCUCGGGAAGCCAUUUCCUCAAGAAUGUGUAUGUAGUUUGAACAGAAAAAAGGCGGUUUUAGAAAAAGAAUAUUUCCGAAACGCGCCUUAGGGCAUCUUGGGUCCAACUAGACGGCGAUUUUCCCCUUUUUUUGCAUUAUAGCCAAGUUUUAAAGCUGAAAGAGGGAUUUUCGUGACGUUUAUGAAAGUCUCACAGGACACUAAACCCAAAGGAAGUCAAUUUUUUGCGUUGGAUUUUAUUUUUGGUGGGUCCAAUACACGGCAUUUAUAAUGGGGUGAGGGAAGGUGGCGGCUUCAAAGUUUUUGAAUCUACAAAAAAAAGUAAGUGCGCGCUCCGGAUAAAAUGACGUCAUUCUACGUCACAAAUUCAACAUUAAUAACUUGUUGGUUCGAUCGCCUUUGGUUGCGUAACUGAGAUUUCUUUUCGCGCCAAUUUGUUGUUUGACGUCCUCAUACUCCGUUUGGGAACGCCGUGAAUAGACUAUCAACAAAAAUUCUAUCGAAGACUUUUUUAUAUGCCAAUUUUCGUCGAGUAUUAAGGAGAUUUGUACCUUGAACGGUAACGAAAAAAUGAAAGACAUUUUUCAAGACUGGAACGAGAUCGGGAAAAGAAUUCUUCGAAAACGACGAGCUCCAGAACGCUCCGACAACUUCAUUUGAGCGGCCCGGCCUAUGGAUACAGUGGAUAUUUCAAACCCGUUUUCUUGCCAACUGAGGAUGGUGAGGAUUCAUUGUUUUGUAUUGUAUUGGGUACUCAGAAAAUGAUUAGAACUCGAAAAAAAUUCCUAGGAAAAAAAUUAGUUAUAGCCAUCAAAAAAAAUAAAAAUUUUUUUGAAAAAUUUAUUUAAACCCCCCUCAAUCUAGUAAAAAAAUACCAAUUUUCAAGUUUUAGUGAAAAAAAAUAGCUGUUACGAACCCAAAAUUCUAAUUUUGGAGCAUCAAAUUAAUUUUUCAAACCCCGGCUUUCAAAUUUUUAACAUCAAAUUUCUCAAAUCGAAGUUUGAAAUAUUUGACUUUGAUUGACUUUACUGUUUCAGGAGGAACCGGGUAUGGAACGGCUCUGAAGGUUUUCGUCCCGAUUUUCGUCUUCCUCGCCAUGGUCACAGCCGUCGGAAUGUUCAUUUUGCAAAGGUUUGUUUCGAAAAUAAUGUUUUUUCAUCCAGAAAUCUCAAUCUGGCCAUGUUUUCGCUCAAGUGGUCCCUAUAGGGUCUUUUUAAUUUAUUUUUGCAGAUUUGAAAAUUUGAAAGACUAACUUGAUCAUUUACUUUGAAUUUUAUCGCUGAUAACAAAUUUUUACGCAAUUUUCAAAUUUUAUCCUUUUCCCCAAAGUUACGGGAGCGAGAAUGUGAUCAUACGCGGCUUUCAAAUCAUAUUUUUGAAACUGUAAAGUUGAAUAUUUAAAUCCAUUUUUUAUUUCAGAAGAAACGCGAUGAUCCGCAGCUGGUGCCUGUCGCGUUUGAUGCCGAAGGACGGCGUUGAUCGCGCCCUUCUGAAACCCAUCUACAACCCGGUCCCCUUGGAAGAACUCCCCACCGAAUACAUCAUCAGACAUCGCGACUCGGAUUUCCUCUUCGCUCAGGAAUACGAGGCAUUUUUCGAUUUUAAAAAAGUUCAAAAAUGAACUUUUUCCAGUCCCUGCCGCAUUUCGCCUUGGAAUCUUCGGCCAGCACGAAAAAAGAAAAUAGCUUGAAGAAUCGGUCAGUUUUUUUACAUGAUACAGAGGAAGUUGUAGGGGUAAUUUUUGCAAAAUAAGAAAGCCAAGAAAUUAUUAAAAAAAUUUCAGUAUUUUUUUCCAUGUCAGGUAGCAAAGCGCUGCGGUCGCGACGCGGUUUUGGCGCCAAUUUAAAAAUUUUCGCUUUUCUCAAGUUUCCUGUUUCAAAAAGCCUUCCAAAGAAGGUCCUUUGGCUCUGUUUCAGUUGAAGGUGAAUGUAAGAUUAAAAACGAGGAUUUGAGUAGUUUCAUAUUCAUGUAUGGUUUACUACGGUAGCAAAGCGUUGCGGUCGCCACGCGGUUUUUGGCGCCAAUUUGAAAAUUUUUGAUUUUUCCCGAGUUUCCCGUUUCAAAAAAUCCUCUAAACAAGGUCUUUUGGCUCACUUUUAGUUAAAGGCAAAUCUCAAAUAAAAUUGAUGAUUUCAGUAGUUUCAUAUUCAUGUUCGGUUUACUAUGGUAGCAAAGCGCUGCGGUCGUGACGCGUUUUGGCGCAAAUUUGAAAAUUUUUGAUUAUUCACAAGUUUCCUGUUUCAAAAAACCCUCUAAACAAGGUCCUUUGGCUCAUUCUUAGUUAAAGGCAAAUCUCAAAUAAAAGCGAGGAUUUCAGUAGUUUCAUAUUCAUGUUCGGUUUACCACGGUAGCAAAGCGUUGCGGUCGCGACGCGGUUUUUGGCGCCAAUUCAAAAGUUUUUGAUUUUAUCCAAGUUUCCUGUUUCAAAAAACCUGGUUAAGAAGGCGCUUCGGCUUUUUCUUUAUUAGAUAAACGCGCAAAUCCUAAAAAAUUUCAAAUGAAAUUUAUUUCAGUAGUUUCAUUUUCAUGUUUUCUGGACUAUGGUAGCGAAGCGAUGCGGUCGCGACGCGGUUUUUGGCGCCAAUUUUGAAAAUUUUCGAUUUUUUACAAGUUUCCUGUUUCAAAAAACCUUGUAAAUAAGGCGCUUUGGCUUUUUUUUUUAUUAUAAGAUUAAUAACAGCUUAUCGAAAUCUCUAUUCCAUAAAUGAAAAUUUAGAAAAAAUCGCAAGAAUGCGAUAUCGCGUCGAGAAUCGCAUCGCGACCGCGUUUUUUCGAAAACUUGAAAAUUACUUGAUUAUUUUUUUGCUUUUCAGCGGGAAUAGCUCCUCUAUUGUGAUAUACUAAAACGUUUCUCCGAAACGGGAAUUUUUGUUAAAUUAUGGCUUUUUGCAGGUACAAUGAUAUCCGGGCUUUCGAUGAAACUCGUGUCAAACUGAACAAAAUCGAAGGCGAUGAAAAUUCGGAUUAUAUCAAUGCGAAUUAUGUCAAGGUUUGUGUGGGGUUUGAGAAGCUUCAGAGUGGUCAUUUAAGGGUUUAGGGGAAAAGCAGCCCCUAUAGGGGAUAAAGUAGUGGUUUCUUGAGAACUGUGGCCUUUCUAGGGGUUCAGAGGUUCAUUCCUGAGGCCCUGACGCUGAAGUGGUCCCUACAGGAAUUUUUUUGUAUUAUUUUUGUUGUUUUUUGAGUGUUAAAAAGACGUAUACUGCUGUCCUAGUGAAAAUCAUCGGCAACCCCUAGAGUGGUCACUUUUGCGAGCUUUAGUGGCCCCUAGAGGGAUAUUUUAAUUCCUGUCCAGAUUGGAAUGAUGAAAAGAGGUAUAGGGAUUACUAGAAUGCUACCCUAGAGUGAUAACUAACUGGAACCCCUAGAGUGGCCACUUUUGCGAGCUUUAGUGGCCCUAGAGGGAUUUUUCGAUUUUUGUCCAGAUUUGAGUGUCAAAAAGACGUGUAGGGACCGCUAGAAUGCUGCCCUAGAGCGAUAAAUAACUUAAACCCCUAGAGUGGUCACUUUUGCGAACUUUAGUGGCUCCUAGAGGAAUUUUUUGAUUUUUGUCCAGAUUGGAAUGUUAAAUAGACUAUUGGGACCACUAGACUGCUGCCUUAGAGUGAUAACUAACUGGAACCCCUAGAGUGACCACUUUUGCGAGCUUUAGGGGUCCCUGGAGGGAUUUUUCAAUUUUUGUCCAGAUUUGAAUGUUAAAAAGACGUGUAGGGACCACUAGAAUAUUGCCCUAGAGUGAUAACUAACUGGCACCCCUAGAGUGGCUACUUUUGCAAGCUUUAGUGGCCCCUUUAGGUAUGGAAAAUCUUCAUGGGGAGGUGAUAAAUUUAAAAUUCCAUUUUAAGUUGAUUUCCAAGAUUUUUAGUUCAAAAUAUCGCAUUUUUAGAAAGAGAUCUAAGAAAAGAAGCAGAAAAAUGAGGUUUUUCUCAUUAGAGGGAAAAUAACUUUUGGUUUUUUUUAAAUAUGAAGCUUUGAAGGAGAUUUUCAGUAGUUUAUUUCAAGCGAGUUCUUGAAUUUGAACUUUUUUUCAAGCAGAAAUUUCGAAAAUGUUGGAAAAUUCAAAAUUUGUAGCACAAAGAACAUAGAAAAAUCUUUAUUUUUGUCUUCAAAAUGGACCUUUUUGAUAAAGUUUCAGGAAUGAAUAUCAAAUUCGAGCAUCCUGUGAUAUUAUAUAUUAUAUUCUGAAAACAGAAAACUGAAAUUUGAAGAGUUGGACGGGCGAGAAGACGUUCAUCGCCGCCCAGGCGCCGUUGGACACGACGAUCGCCGAUUUCUGGCGGAUGGUCUGGGAACAGGAAUCCUAUCUAAUCAUCAUGGUCACCAACUUGAACGAGAAGAAUCGACAGAAAUGCGCCAAAUAUUGGCCCGACGACGCCCCCAUGGAGUUGGGCCACCGCCCGAGAUGUCCCGAAUAAUGAGAUUUAUUUGAAGAUUCGGCGAAAUCCUCGUCCGACCCGUCGAAUCGACGUACUUUUCCGAUUUCGCCGUUCGCAGUUUCGACGUCACCUACAUGAAUCUGGGGUCCUUGCUGCCCAGUCGAUUCUCCCCGACUCCUAGGUUUUGAAAAGGAAAAUUUAAAAGAAAAGAACUUUGAAAAAAUAUUUUCAAUGUUGAAUCUUAAAGGCAUAGGGGCAGUAAAAAAUGAGGUUUCAGGUGAAUCCAUUAUCUUAUACAGUUUUUCUUUGCGAAUCGAAUGGUGCACUCAAAAAAAUUACAGAUGUGGAAAACUUUAGAAGAAAAACGCGAUUUUACUUUCCCGCCUUUAAUUUUGAAAAAAGCUUUGGAUCGGCCUACGGACAAAUGUUUACAGUAGCCAUGCACGCGAUGUUGCGGACGUCUCAUUAGACUCGCAUUUUGUGGAAAAUAACCGGAUAUCUGUUUCAAAUGAAUGGUUUCUCCUUUGAAAAAUCGAUUAGGAAAACAGAAAACACACAUUGAUAAUAAAGGAAACACAAAAUAUCGCUAUCCCAAUCGAAACCUGUGUAAAAUCAUCCUUUUUCACCAGAAAAGAAGUUUUGCGAUCAAAGUUUGCAAGUUAUACAUGAAUAGAAAGUUUUUGUGACGAAAAGAACUUUGGUGACAACAGAAAAAAUUGAAAAUUGAAAGAAACGAAGAAAAAAGCGAAAAUCCGAAAAACGGGGAAGCCUGUUGUCCAUAGAGCAACUUUACUGCAAAGGGCUCUUUUCGCAGGAACUCAAACUUUCCUUUCUCCGACUUUGAAUUAUUUUUUCUCCAAAACUAGGAACUUCUGUACGUUUCUAAGUUCACCGUUCGAUUCGCAAUGAAAAGCUCUACAAAGUACUGAUUUGAACUGAAACACCGUUUUUUACUGCCCCUAUACCUACACGCAGUCUCUGUAAUUCUCAAAAUCAGUGGUCACAAAAAAAAUUAUUUUUUGAUUCUGAUGAAACUUCAUCCAGUGUGAUGAGGACGCAAUUUUUUGAGCCAUUUCCUCUUACUGUAGCCGGAUUCCGGUAGGCUGGUGGGCACCUGCGUGUCUGAGAAUCGAUUUUCUGUUGAAAUUUACAAGGGAGGCCGUGAAAUUCGAAAAAAAAAAUGGUUUUUCCUCAAAUUUUUGCUUUCUACUCGAAUUAUACCACCUCACAGACAAGGAUAAUUUCUAUAAUCUUCAAAAAUUGGAUUUUUUUCUUAUUUUUCUAUGUAAUACCAGGCGCUGAAAUUUCCCCCUUUGUCUUCGAAAAAAAUUAGAAUUUUUCUGUCUAAAAAUACCUAUAGAUUUUUUCGAAAACCCUCUGGAAAAAGUGGCUUUUUGUAAGAACUUUUAGCUUUGAAGAUAUGAUUUUUGAAAAAUACAGAUUUUUAGACCUAAAUUUUCGUUGAAAAGUGCUUGAAAAAGUGCAAUUUUUCGUUGAAACUUACUUACCUUGUGAAUUUAUAAAAGUUUAAAAAAUGACAAGGUUUUGUCGAAAGAGCAUAAUUGCUCCAAAUUCCGGUUUUGGUGGAAUUUUCUAACUUUUUGGUUAGAUUCCGGUUUCAAUUUUUCUUGAAAAUAGUGGAGUUUCUGCCAUUUUAGUGUUACGUUUAAUAUGUCGUCAAAAGCUUCGAACAGCGACAAUAAUGUCCCGAAAUAGUUGUUUUAUUGGUCUUUUGACUUGGAGAAAAGCAAAAAGGUAUUCUUCCAGCAAUUGCAACGAGUCGCACGCUUCUUCGGAGUACGCCAACGUUCCGGUGAUCCGAAAUUCGGCUGCUUUUGCUAGUAAUAGUGAGUUUUAUCAAACAAAAGUGAUUUUUCGUUGUAUUUUUUAAAAGUAAAGUUGAAUGAAAAUUUGAGAAUUUUCCUAUUUUUUCCAGCUUUUCAUGUAAAAAUUUUGGGAGUGGAAAGAGCUUGUUUCUGUUUCGCAGUUUUUAUAAUUUUUUUAAAGUUUUUCCGAAUUUUAAAAAAUUUCCUAUAUGAAUAAUUGAUAUAGUGUCGAUUUUUUAAAAAUUCUUUGAUUUUUUUUUCCGACCCUUUUCCUCCCUCAUUUGACCUUUUUUUCCAGCGAGAAGAGUCUUCCAAUACCACUACAUGAACUGGAGCGAUUACAAGGCGCCGGAAAGUUCCACGGGACUUUUGAGAUUCGUCCACGUUUUGAGGCAACUCCCGCAGUUCAAUGAGUCACCUGUCGUCAUUCAUUGCAGGUAGAAUCAAUAUUCACUCGGAAUUGACCUGAAAAACGGAAAAAAUCCACGAAAAAUCAUCUUUCGCGAUAUCGCGCGGGAAUCGCGAUGUCGCGAAUGUCUUGCGCGAUGUCGCUCUUAGAAAAAAAAUUCGAAAAUUUCGAGAAUUUUUUUGGUUCUUUUGGUUCAUAUCAUCUUGACAGUCGAGAAUAAUGCUAAAAUUAUUUUCAAUUCAAAAAUUUGAAAGAUGAUUUUUUAAAAAAACUUGUCCAAACAGCCUCAAAUAGAGUAGAAUUCAACUCUUCUCCUCAUUUUAUUUUCUUAUUCUCAGCGCCGGAGUCGGUAGAACUGGAACUCUGAUGGCGAUCGACAGUAUGUUAGAUCAGUGCGAAGCCGAGGGAAAAGCGGACAUUUUCGGAUUUGUCGCGAAACUUCGAAGGCAGAGGAAUUUCAUGGUCCAGUCGCAGGUAAAUAAUGCAUUUUUACGUUAUUUCGAACUUUAAAAAGUGUCUCACAAUAUUAUGGACAUUUGCGAUGCCGCGGGGGAGCUGCGACAUCGCAAUGUCUCGCGCGAUAUCGCUUUUUUUAUAAAUCGCUUCAAACUGCAUUCUCACAAAUAUUUGCAAGUCGACAAGAGUCUGUCGAUAUUUUGGUCCAUGCCGAGAGUAACCCUAUGCCGCGGGGGAGCUGCGAUAUCGCUCAAAAAACUUUCUUUACUCUUUGUUCUUACAAGUUUUCGUACUUCGACAAGAGUCUCUCGAUAUUAUGGUCCAUGUCACAGCGAAAGUAUUUUUUUUCGAUGAAAAUAUGCUUUUUUUCUUAUUUUGAACUGUUUAUGAUAACCUCAAAAAAUCAAAAAUUGGAAAAUUUUCUACUGAAACUUAUUAUUUCAGAAAUUUUGUCAUGUUUUAGGGUGGAUCCUCACUUUGAAUAGUACAAAAAAAUGUGCCUGAAAAAAUUGAUAAAUUGAUGAAAUUUGUUUCACGAACUUUCCUGUUUCACUUGGUUAAUAAAACGUUGAGUCAAACGAAUGUUUCAGUCCGUUUUCUGGGUUGUUUUCGACAUAAAAUUUUGCGAAAUUUAUUAUUUUUUGAAUUUUACGUUUUAAAACAAACUUGACUGAUCAUUUUAUGGAAAAGUUUCAUGUAAUGUUGAAAUUUGGGUUUAAGGCCUUCAAAAUCAAAAAGAAGUGAAUAUUUAUUGGUUUUUCUCCCCCAUUCGGUUUUGAUUUUAUGAAUAUAUUUUUCCAGGAUCAAUACGUGUUCAUCUACAAAGCCCUGGCCGAAUGGCACCUCUACGGAUACACGGACAUGGACUCGGGACAGUUCCGGGAGCAUUUCCGGAACCUGACCCAAAGGAACCGAAUCUCCUCCUUCAAUGGAAUCACCACCAGGGCCAUCGCCAAAGACGAACAUCUGACGGGGAUGGAAGCCGAGUUUAGGGUUGGUUGAAGGGAAAAAAAAUGAAAGAAAAAGGGCGGCCUUUUUGGGGCCUUUGUAGAGAAAAACGGGAAGAAGCUGACUUUUUUUUUCGCUUUUUAGAUUUUCCUAAUGAAGUGGAAGCCGAUUUUAGGGUGGUAUUAAGGGAAAUAAUUGGUAAAAAAUGGGAGAAAAAGUUGUUUGGGCUUUUUGGGGCACUUGUAGAGAAAUAAAAAGAAGCUGACUUUUUUUACGCGUUUAAAAUUUUUCUAAUGAAAUGGAAGCCGAUUUUUUUAACUCAUUUUAAGGGAAAUUAUUAGAAAAAAACAUAAAAGUGACGAAAAAAAGUCGUGUGGCCUUUUUUGGAGGCUCAUGAAAAAAAUGGUGGUAUGAAAAAAACACCGGCGAAAAUUCAAACGGCGACUUUUCCGAUUUUUUCAUAUCGCUAGGGAACUUUCCGACGGCCACCUUUCCGACGAAAUUUUUUCCGACUUUUUUUUCUCGAUAAACUCUUCGUUUUACAUCUUCCUAUACAAAGUAGAUGGUUGGUUCAUGAUUAAAACACAAAGAAAUAGAAAAAAAUGUUAAUAGAUGUUUAUAAACCGAAAAGCAUAAGGGAAAAAAGUCGGAAAAAGUUUCGUCGGAAAGGUGGCCGUCGGAAAGUUCCCUAGCGAUAUGAAAAAAUCGGAAAAGCCGCCGUUUGAAUUUUCGCUGGUGUUUUUUUCAUACCACCUGAAAAAAAAUAUUAACUUUUUUUCAACGUUUUCAAGAUUUUUAUAUGAAACUACAGCCGAUUAUUAUUAGGUGAUUGGAAGAAAAAUAUUUAGAAAUACGAGAAAGUAGUGGAAAAAAAUUAAGGGCCUUCGGGGAGACUUCUAAAAUAAAUAAAUUAUUUUUUACCCUUUUAUGAUUUUUUUAGAGGAAAGGAAGAAGUUAAGGGUAGUUUAAAGGAAAGAUAUUCAAGAAAUGACGAAAAAAUGGAUAAAACAUGAAAAAUAAAGGUGUGUGACCUUUGGGGUCACUUGUAGAAGAAAUUUGGAGAAUUGGCCUUUUUUUCUACGAUUUUUCACUGAAAUGGGAGCCGAGUUUCGGGCCCGUAAAAAAAAUAUGUUCAAAAAAAAAGACCUGUAAACUUUUUUCUUGCUUCAAGUUUUCCAUCUGACUAAAACAACCAAUAAAUAUUGAUGAUGAUGAUGAAGUUCAAGUUGUGAGUUCAAAAAAGUUAAUAGGAUUCAUAGAAAUAAUUAACAUUUCUUUCUGAUCAAUUCUUAAAAAAAUUAUCAAAGGACGAAUUAGAAAUCUUAUUUGCGUUUGAAGAUAAUUUCACGAAAAACUAACUUUUAUGAGCUUUUUGUGAAAGUUUUUCAUAAAAGGACUAAAUUCAUUGAAAAGUGUGAAAACUACCUUUUCGAAUUCUUUGUUCUGUCAAUGACUAGUGAAUGGAAUAAAUGUUCUCAUUAUUAUUAUAACCAUUUUUCAGAAGCUGGACCGAUCCCUGGAAACAUCACCAAAGUCGACGUUCGCCCACAAAGACGAGAACUUGCUGAAGAAUCGGUUCGAGGCCGCCGUUCCUUAUGAUCGAAACCGGGUUAUCCUGAGCCCGGCGAUCGGCCAAUCCGACGCCACCUACAUCAAUGCUUCCAAUAUCAAGGUUUGACAGGAAUCAUCACUUUUAAAGGCAUAGGGGCAGUAAAAACGGUGUUUCAGUUCAAAGCAGUACUUUGUAGAGCUUUUCAUUGCGAAUCGAACGGUGAAUUUGGAAAUGUACCAAACUUUCUAGUUUUGGAGAAAAAAUAAUUCAAAGUCGGAGAGAGGAAAGCUUGAAUUCCCGCAAAAAGGGCGCUUUGCAGUAAAGUUGCUCUAUGGACAACAGGCUUCGCCAUCUUCCGGAUUUUCGCUUUUUUCUUCGUUUCUUUUAAUUUUCAAUUUUUUCUGUUGUCACCAAAGUUCUUUUCGUCACAAAAGCUUUCUAUUCAUGUAUAAAUUGCAAACUUUGAUUGCAAAAAAGCUUCUCUGGUGAAAAAUGAUGAUUCUACACAAGUUUCGACGGGGAUGUCGAUUAUUUGUGUUUUCUUUAUUAUCAAUGUGUGUUUUCUGUUUUUCUAAUCGAUUUUUCAGAAAAGAAACCCUUAAUUUGAAGCAGAUAUCCGGUUAUUUCUGACAAAAUGCGAGUCUAAUGAGACGUCCGCAACAUCGCGUGCACGACUACUGUAAUCAGUUGUCUGAGCACCGAUCCCAAGAAUUUUUCAAAAUUAAACGCGUGAAAGUAAAAUCGCGUUUUUCUUCAAAAGUUGUCACAUCUGUAAUUUUUUUGAGUACACCAUUCGAUUCGCAGAGAAAAACUGUAUAAGAUACUGCUUUCACCUGAAACCUCAUUUUUUACUGCCCCUAUGCCUUUAAUUUCAAUCAAACAAAUUCCUUCCUGCAGGGCUACUUCUACCCCUACAUCGCGGCCCAAGAUCCGGUCAGCGAAGGGACGGCCUACGACUUCUGGAGGAUGAUUACCGACCAAGAAGUGGCCACUGUAGUGAUGUUGUCCCAGGAGGAGGAGUGGAGCCUUUCCGAGAAGGUUUUGGCAGAAGAAGGAAUCCAUUUCAAUUGGUUGAUUUUUCAGUACUGGCCGGAAGAAUUGAACCGAACGAUGACCCUGAGACAGGGAAGGAAUUUGGUCGAAGUCACGAUGGUUGAAGAAGAACGAUCUCCUUAUUUUAUCACGAGGAGGCUGGUUUAUGACAUGAAGGUUGGUUUAGGGCCAUUUUUUGGGAUGAAAAAAACUUCAAAAACUAGAAAAAAUUCCAGGAAAAGCUCUAAUAUGAGCAAUAAUCAGCAAAAAUGAGGUCUAAAGUACAAAUGAAACUGUUUUGUGCCUUGUGACAAACUUUUUUCAAGAUUUUUGCCGAUUUUUUGCUUUUCACAGUAACCCUUUGAGCUACCGUAUCUCGGAAACUACUUUUCCAAAAAAUCCUAAAAUUUGUGUUCUACAACAUAGAAAGGUUAUCAUAACGCCGUCUUCAAAAAAGACUAGAAAGGUGUUCCGAAACAGUCAAAAUAGCCCAAUCCGAGCUACAGAACUCUUCCCUUCAAAACGCGCGGCUUGUCUGUGGGCAUGCGCCUUUAAUAAAAUUUUCAAGCUAAGUUAAAGGCGCAUCCUUAAAGAUAGCGCGCGAGUUUCGGAAGGAAGCCUCCUGGAAGACUUCUGUAGCCUUUUUAGUUUUCAAAUUCCCGCCAUAUUAAAGGCGCAUAAACACAGACAAGCAGCGAGUAUCGAAGGGAAGCUUACCGGGAUCAUUUUGAAACCCUUUUACUUACAAAUUUCCGUCAUAUUAAAGGCGCAUAAGCAGAGACACGCCGCGGGUCUCGAAGGGAAGCUUUCCGGAAGAGUUCUGUAGCCCUUUUAGCUUACAAAUGCCCGUCCUAUUAAAGGCGCCUAAGCUUAGACAUGCCUCGGGAAUCGAAGGGAAGCUUUCCGGGAGAGUUCUGCAGCUUUUUCAGCAAAAAAUUUCCAUAUUAUUAAAGGCGCAUGCGCAGACACAGGCCGCAAGUAUCGAAGGGACGUAAAAAUCGGAACGAAUUCGCGCAGAAUGGGCUAUAAAAAACUUUCUGUCAAAACAAGGGCCUUCCAAAAAUCCUUCAGAAUCGAGCUUUGAACGAGAUUUUUGAGGGAUGCCUUUAGGGAUUAAUCAGUCGGAUUGACUAUCUUGCAUAUUUUCGAAGCCCGGAAGGAUUAUUUUAGUUUCAGUUACUCAAAAAAAAAUGGAAAGUUUCGGGAAAAAUCAAUAUUACCCAUUCUACAGAACCAUUCGGACAGUUUCUGUGCAUGCGCCUUUAAUAGCACGGGAAGUUUCGGGCUAAUUUAAAGGCGCAUGCGGAGAGACGAGCUGCGAGCUUUGAAGGGAAAGCCUCCGUAGCUCGGCAGUUUAUCUAUAUUGCUUGAAAUCAGACAUGAAUCAACUUUGAAAGGUUGCUGAAACGGAAAAUAUGGUUGCAGACGGACGGGAGCGUGCCUGCAGAAGUCGUGCAGUUCGCGUUCACGGGCUGGCCGACGGACGAAGUGGUGCCGUCGGACUCGGCGCCGCUGCUGUCGCUGAUCGGCCGCGUCCUGGAACAGCAGUCGGGUCUCGCCGCCUGCAGCCCCAUCCUGCUCCACUGCCGGAACGGCUCCUCGGAGACCGGCGUCUACUGCUGUCUCUCCCUUCUGCUGCUCAGAUGGAAGACCGAACAGCGGAUCGACGUCUUCCAGACCGUCCGAGACUUGCAAGUCCAGCGGCCCAUGAUGUUCAGUCGCAUUGUGAGUUGUCCUUUCUAGGAAAAUAGAUGGUUUUUGGUUUUUUGACACAGAAAACGUUCAAAUCAGGGAGGCACGAAACACGAUUUCGUCUCGGUCAAAAAAAUUGACGGGGGCAUUUUUUUGAUUUAACCUAGUAUCUCUCAAUAAAGAGAAGUUUUCGCACACUUUUGAGUUUUUGGUCAUUUUCAAGUGUUAUUUCGAAACAAAAAUUUGAAUUUUUUUCAUUACUAAUUGUCUCGAUUUCUUCUAGAGAUGAAAAAACCUCGUCUCGGGCAUCCCUGGUCCAAACGACUUCAAAAAAGAGCCUAAAGCUCCUUUUUGAGUUCCUAAAAAGUUGUCAAAAGCUUCUCGGAAUCACCUUUUCCCACCUUCUUUUUUUUACGCCUCCUUAAAAGGUCCUUCUCAGAAAAAGGUCCUCUUUUUUGAGACUUUCUGGACCUUUUGGACUUUGCCCGUAAAUGUGAUUUUUAGUGAGAACUUGUUCUUUUUCGAAAAAAAAAGGGAUUUAUGAGUAAUUUUGUAUAUAAUAGGACUAAUGAAAAGAAUAGGAAUUUUUGGUGUCAUUUUGUGUCAAAAAAAUUAUCAUUUUUUUAUCGCGAAAAAAAGGUGAUUUUGAGAGGAAAAGUUAAAAAAAUCGACUUUUGAUGACAGAGUAGGCUUCUAAUUUGACUUGCUCUUUUUGAAAAAUUUUUUUGAGGUGUUUUUUUAAAGAAAAUCUUUCUUUUUUCUAGUAAAAAGAAGGGGUUUAGGUUUUUUUGGACGAAAAAAAUUCUGGAAAAAAAUGGGAGGCUCUGAUAAAGGGACCCUUUUUCAGGCCUUUUUGCGGCCAUUAUCCACCCUUCUGACCAAAAAAUUCAAUCAAACUACCGAACACUAGUUUUAAAAUUACUGAAUUACCCUUUUUUGUAGCGCAAUUUAAAGAAAACUAAAAACUGUAUUCUCAUUGAAAAUUUUCAAAAAAUUUUCCAAUUUUCAGGAACAGUACGAGUUUUGUUACAAGGCGGUCCACGACUACAUCUCGCAUCGGUGUUAA